GUAAGCAGAGUUGCUGUGAAGUUUAGACUGAGCUCUCUCUGCCUUUAAUCAGGAAAACCAAAACACAGUUGGAGCCUAGCAAAGCUAAACACUUCAGGAGACUUCCUCACUUCUUUGGAAAGGGGAUCCUGGAACAGUGGCAUCCAUAAAGAAGACACUUCUAUUUUUUUUAAUUAAUAUAACUGAUUUUUAGAGUGAAAUAGCAUAUUGGGGACAAAUUUAUUGGAAUGGGCAUGGUGACACUUUUUGCUCUCUGUACCAGCAUGGGACUCUGGUCCAGGAUAGCUCCAACAUCUGCCAGCUCUAUCCUGAUAUUGUUUCUUGUGAAACAGUAUUUUCACUCCCAGGCCAAAGGUUCUCUGCUGGAAAAAACCACUACUGGAUGGAACAAAUACAAACAGGAAUGCUUGAAAAUGCUGCAGGAAUCGUCUGUAGAUAGUGGAGUUCACUGCAAUGGGACAUUUGAUCAGUUUGUUUGCUGGCCUUACUCACCCCCAGGAAAUGUCUCUGUUCCUUGUCCUUCAUAUUUGCCAUGGCUGGAAAAUGGAAGUGUAGGACAUGUAUACAGAGUCUGCUUGGAUGAAGGGAUUUGGCAAACAAAGGAAAAUUCCACAGACAUUUGGCGGGAUAGUUCAGAAUGUUCUGAGAAAAAUCAUUUCCAAAAAAAUGAAGAAGAACAUAAACUGCUCACCACGUUACAGCUGUUGUACACCAUAGGAUAUUACUUUUCUCUCAUCUCACUGGUAUUAGCUCUGCUUAUACUUUCUUUACUCAGAAAACUUCACUGCACAAGAAACUACAUCCAUAUGAAUUUAUUUGCAUCCUUUAUCUUGCGUGCUGCAGCAGUUCUUAUCAAAGACUCUGUGUACAACAAUAUUUACUCAAAAAGACCAAAUGAUGAAAGUGGAUGGAUAUUAUACCUCAGUCCAGAGAUUGUAAUCAUUUGCAGGACUGCCCAGUUUUUCAUGCAUUACUUUGUUGGGGCAAAUUACUUCUGGCUGUUGGUGGAAGGGAUUUAUCUGCACACAUUGUUGAUAACUGUGGUGCUCUCUGAAAGAAGGCUGCUGCAGACAUACAUCGUGAUAGGAUGGGUUGUUCCAAUCCUGUUUGUGGGCCCAUGGGGAAUAAGCAGAUCCAAACUGGAGAACACUGGGUGCUGGGGAACAAAUGAACACAUGGGGAUCUGGUGGAUCAUCCGAGGCCCAAUGUUGUUUUCCAUUGCAGUUAAUUUUGGCAUCUUCUUAAAAAUUCUCAGAAUGCUGAUUUCCAAACUAAAAGCUCAGCAAAUGACCUUCCAUGAUUACAAAUACAGAUUGGCAAGAUCUACACUUGUGCUGAUUCCAUUGUUGGGGAUCCACGAAUUUGUGUUUACCUUCAUCACUGAUGAACAGGUGGAAGGACUUUCAAGACAUAUAAGACUUUUCAUUCAGCUGACAAUGAGCUCAUUUCAUGGUUUUUUGGUAGCAGUUCUCUAUUGCUUUGCUAACGGAGAGGUGAAAGCAGAGCUGCAGAAGCAAUGGUCCCGUUUCCUGCUGGCAGACCCCUUGGGCUGCAAGCUCUGCUUUCUAGGGGAAAACAUCAAAUACCUCAGGAAAUGUUCCCAGAAAAGGAAAAAGCAGCAUCUGGGCAGCAGGCAGCACUGCUGCCUGGAGGUGAGCAGGCCCUGGGAGCUGCAGCUGCACAAGGUGCUGGGCAGGCCGGGCGCAGAGGCCAAGGCCGGCCCUGCCCAGAUGAGCAUGUCCGACAGCAGCGAGGGAGAGGUCACCACCGGAGAGACCACCGAGGAAGUCUUUGAGGAAAGUGAAAUUUAGGCAGCUAAAUGCCCCUGGGACAGCGCCUGCCAGCAGCGGGGCUCGGGAAAAACAAGCGUUCAUCUCUCAGCUGCAGGCUGCGCAGGGCUCUGGGGUGUGCUUCAAGGACGAAGCAGUUGAUGGCCCAGGUGUUCCGGUUGUCUCGGGCUGAGAAAAAUGUUAUUUAUCUGGAGGUUGCUAAGCUGCGUGCCUGGGGAGAAGAGUUCUUCUGGAUGCAGCGUUUUUGCUUUCUGUAGCAUCCACAAGGAAGCAGGAUGAACUCUGGAAAACAGGCUCUGGAGACACUGAAGUUUGGUCAGCUUCAUCCAUACGUGACUGGCUUUGAGUCACGUCAUGAGAAGACAGUUUUUAUUUUUCAUGAGUGGUUCUUAAACAGAGAGACCUGUGGAAGACUCCUUCACAUACCCCAUCUCAAGAAAUCCACCCCAAUUUUAGAACAAACCAGACCAAACAUAUAUAUAUAUGUAUGUAUAUGUAGAUAUGUAGGAAUGUGCCCCCUGUUGACAGAGUGACCAAAUUAUCCUUUGUCUCCUUAAAAAGGAAAAAAAGCCCAGAAGUUUCUCUCCUCAAUCUGGCAAAAAGACACCUCAUAGGACCUUUGGGACUUUACCUCAAACUUAAGGAUAACCAAUUGGACAGAGGCCAAAAGGUCCCACCUAAGCAAUUCACUAGAAAAAGAAGAGAAUAAAGGAAAUAAUCACUUUUGUGAUGUGUUUUAUCAGGAGCAAGAACCUCUUGCCCUGGCUCAGCUUUUCUCUGUAAAGAGUUUUAUUUUGCCUUUUUAUUAAAACUUUUCUGUUUCCAACAGUACCACAGAAGCCAUCCUGCUGAUUUUAUGCCAUCUGAGCUAUCUCAGGUGUAAUACAGAUCUCCAAGAGCUCCUAAGACCUGGCUCAAGGAGACCACAAUAUCCUAUAUAUAUAUAUAUAUAUACAUCCCAAAAAACAAACUUGGGAAUAACCAAGCUUUUGCUUGCAUUUUUGAGCAUCUUCACUUAAAGUUUAGUGCUGGAAACAUCAUUAUGAGAUGGAAAGCCAAAAUACUUCCAUGGAAUGUGCCCAAAUGAAAUGUUCUGAUACAAUUUUUUUUACCUUUUUUUUUCCCCCCUUUUUUGACACAAGCCACUGUGACUUCUGGUUUGCCCUACAUGUGUCCUUAAUGACAAAACAGUGGGAAGUGCUGCUUCCACCUUCCUCCAGGGGACCCAAAAUGGAUAAAGACACGGGACUGUGACAGCACCAAGAGUAUUGUGAAAUCAUUCUUCUUCCAUUUAAAAAGAGCCAUGGUGAAGUUUCCUUUCUCACAUCCAAACUCAACCAGAGACCUAUGAAAUGCAAUCAAGUUUGUUAAUAUUCUAUGAUUCUCCUUAUAUAACUUACCAGUGCUUUUAUGAUUAUUUAUCAGGCUACAAAGGUUUAGCCAUGCAACCUGUGGCAUUAAUACUCCUUUAUUGCAAAGAACAGAUAAAUUCAUUAACUAGAACUAGUUCAAGAACCUUUUUCUGGCACUUUAAAAAAGUAUUUCUUUUACAGUUCUAUCUGUGUUAACCUAUUUAAUCAAUACCAAGUUGUAUAUUUCAGUGAUAUAUUAAUAAACUGUAAAUGUUUGAUCUAUUUUAAAAUAAUUUAUCUGCAGUUUUUAAAGGGGUUUUUUACUAGAAUGUGAAUUCUGCUUAUAUAGAAUUUUACUGCAAUGGAUUUCUUCAGCAGCCACUGGAAACACCAAACACCACACACACACACUUUGUGUCUUCCUCAAUUUAAAACAGACUGAUUUCUUCUAGAGCCAUUAUUUAAGACAUUAAAGAGAUUGAAGUGAAUUAGAAUGUGUUUUACUUAGGUGUUAAAAACAUUGAAAUGGUAAGAUUUUAUUUUCAGUGAAACAGUUUACUUUUUAAUUGCAUUUUAAAGAUUUUCAUAUGGUCAAGAAACCAGUUCUCUGUGUUUUGAACAGCAGUCCCUCUAGCUGCAUUUUCUCCUCUCUAUUAUGUGUUUGGGCUUUUUGCCUCUUUCAGUUUAUAAAAAUCAACUCUUGUUAUAUAAGCAGGCCCUGCUGGCCUGAGGAGUGAUCCAGACAAAAACAACCAUCACAUGGAUUCCUUCAGAAAGCAGAUAACAGCAAGAAUACAGCAUUAUUUAUUUUACAGAAUUAUUACAAGCUCCACAUUUCUAAAUAUUUCUAGAAGACAGCAGCGAACUUCACAAUUGAUUAUGAUUUUUCUGCUUAAUGUCUGGGUAUUGUAUUUUUACAUCAAUCUGUGUCUUUUAAGGCUGCAGAUCCAACUCUUCUGUGACUGGAGAAGUUUCUGUUUUCCAACUCCCAUAGGAAGGACAAGAAAUAGCAUCUUGUUCUGACAAAACAAGAGUGGAGGAGACAGCCUGACCUAAACUGGUGUUUGUUUCCAAGUGGUAUUUUAUGGAAAUUAUGUAUCUAAUUUGCACCCUGACUAAUUGUCAGGCAACAGAAAGUUUAACAUUCCCCCAGAGGUUUAUUUAUGCUUGUGCAUACCUGGUAACAGGUGUUUUAUCCAUUGGUUUCUCUACUUUACUCCCCAGAUUGCCCCUGCCUUUGGACAAAGCCUGGUGGGAGAUAAAGGCUUCCCACAGCCCUGGGAGUCUGGACUCUGCUGAGUCAAUCCAUUUAGUGAGACAGUUAUUAUUGUCUUACUGAAUAUUGGCCUGUUAAUCCUGAGGACAUCAGAGGCAACCCCUGCCAAACCUGACUGCCACAGCUUUGGAGUUGUCUUUGCCAAGGAUUUUGCUUUCUGUCAAAACUUGCAUGACAAAAAAAAAAGGAAAGAAAAAAAAGAAAAAUCACAUUCCAAGCCCAGAAUACCCUGUGGGGGUCAGAAGAGCUUUGCCACGAGAUGUGGUGUGAUAACUGAUCUGAUAUGUACAAGAUUUAUUAGAUCUCAGUAAUCUGUUUGAGACAGGCUAUUAAUCUUUGAUAUUUUACUACACCUAGAGCACAACCUUCCAGACACAGUGGCUCCUCCUACAGCCAGAGAUGUCAAAUGUAUGCUAAUUAUUCAUGUGUACUUACAUUCCUUGUUAGAUAUAUUGCUUCUACACGUCAGAGUCUGUGCCUCAAAGGCUCAAACAGUAAAGCACAAACAUUCCAUUCUGGAAAGCUCUGUCAGUUAUGCCUUGGAAUUGGUAAUACUGGUCCUUCCUUUAACUUCUUUUCAUUUGAUUCUGGAAUUUUCUUCCCUUUUCCCAUCAGUCUGAGCUCCCAUUAAGGAAAAUUCUGUGAUUCUGUAAGGAAAAUUCUUUAAAAUUCUUCAUGAUGUUUUUUUGCUAACAUCAUCUUCCCAACUUCCAUAGCAACCACCCUUCUGGAUUUUUAACUGUUUUUUUCCACCUGCCAUUUCAAAUCUCACAAACUCUCUGCUGUGCUAAAUGUCAUCUCCUGUUUAGAUGUCUCUGCAGUCAUUCCUGGAGCCACACACAUCUACAGUGAGAAGCAGCUGCUUGUGAGCUUCAUCACUGCAAUUAGCUCCAGGAAAUUAAAGUUCAGCUGCCACAUACCAGCCCUCCAAGGCUGAUUCCUUCUGCAUCACAUUGGCUCACCAAAGAGGAUGCAAAACACCACCUAGAAGAACUAGGGAAAGGAACAACAAAAAUGCAGUAGGAAGAACUCUUCAGCUUUUUUCCUUUCUCCUUUGCCUUUCAUGGAAGGAAAGGGGGGGAUUUAUUGGACUUUAUUUGAGAAAGGUAUCACAGAAGAUCAAUUAUCAAUCACUGACUGAACUGUCCAUCCAUUUAUCUGUAGGGAGGCAAAAAAUCUGUCAAGUGCUGUUUAACUCCAGCACUGACACUGCUGGGGAAGAUCCUGAGCAGAGGAUCAAAGUGUAAUCUAGGGCUGAAUCACAAUGUAUUCCAUGUAAUUCAUGACCAAGCUUUCUUCUCCCACCCUUCCCUAUAAAACUGGUGCUUAUGGACGAAUGUCACAUUUAUAUUUUCUGGAAAAAUCCCUUUGCCCAGGAUUUUUCUCCUAGGAAGCUGAGAGGCCUCAGACAAAAAGGAAAACAAUUCUUAUCUCAUUUGGUUCUCCUGUGUUUUGCUGCUUUGGAAUGUGGUUUGAGAUUGUUUAUCCACAGGUGGUUGUUUUAUUGGACUCAUUUCAUUGUGAGUUCUUUUGUCUCUUUGGCCAAUCAGGGCCAAGCUGUGUCAGACUCUGGAGAGAGUCACAAGUUUUCAUUAUUAUCUUUUUAGCCUUCUCUAAGUAUCCUUUCCGUAUUCUUUAGUAUAGUAUAGUUUAGUAUUCUUUAAUAUAACAUAGUAUUAUAAAAUAAUAAAUUAGCCUUCUGAGAACAUGGAGUCAGAUUCAUCAUUCCUUCCUGCCACGAGGGUCCCUGCAAAUACAACAGACUGAUCUGGUGCUAUAUGGACUAAUCCAGAGUUUUACUUCUCACAGACUUGGGAGGUAAGAAAUAAACUGGUUUCAACAAGAAAAGCACAAAGCAACAAAGGUCAGAGAGGCACUGAACACACAUCUGCCCGUGGUGUCUGUAAGCAGCCAGGCUGUUAACUGUGCACAGCUGCACACAAUUUGCAGGCACUCUCAGGAGGAUCUGAGCCAAGUGAAAGAUCCCUGAGAGCUGUGAGCAGUGCUAGGAGGGUGUCUGGGCUUAACCCCCACAUUUCCACAUUCCACCAUGGUGCCAUCCAGUCUUCCUCCCUUUUACAAAAUUGCAGAAAGUGGAAAGGCAGCGGGAAGAGCCCCUGAAGCCUGAGAGCAGAGCUGUAGAACUCAGCUUA
This is a messenger RNA of Passer domesticus (house sparrow), 6571 nucleotides long. RefSeq names its product glucagon like peptide 2 receptor (gene GLP2R). Gene Ontology annotation, biological process: cell surface receptor signaling pathway; adenylate cyclase-modulating G protein-coupled receptor signaling pathway. NCBI's taxonomy places the organism in Eukaryota, Metazoa, Chordata, Aves, Passeriformes, Passeridae. The record is from RefSeq and is a predicted model, not a curated record. The transcript is spliced from 13 exons. Bases 228 to 1811 code for a protein of 527 amino acids. Gene Ontology annotation, cellular component: plasma membrane. Gene Ontology annotation, molecular function: glucagon receptor activity; peptide hormone binding.